AUGCUGACAUCACCUCAGCCUCAUGCUGCUAUACUCGGAGGACCCCCGCGGAUAUCACUCACCGCAGGGCCUUCGACUCGGGUUAACCAGCGUGCGGUUCAUGCGGCAGCCGCAGCAACUACGACUACAACAUCUAGUUUACCCUUGCGACAGAGGCUUCCUCCUCGUUCAUGGGACAGCCAUAUGCAUGUCGUUGAGCCUCAGCGUUUUCCGGUCUCUCCGUCGGCAGUAUAUCAACCAGAGGUUCAUACCCUGGCUGACGCUCUUUCGUUCGAGUCCUCCUUGGGCGUCGAGAAUUUGGUCUUUGUUCAGCCAUCUAUCUAUGGAACUGACAACUCCUGCCUAUUGGCGUCUCUUGAAAAGCUCGGUCCCUCCCGUGGACGCGGUGUCGUGGUGGUUGACCCUGCCACGAUCCAACCAGAGACGCUGGACGAAUGGCACGCAGUUGGAGUCCGUGGCCUUCGAGUGAACCUGCAGUCUGUGGGAACGGUGAUGGAGCCAAGCGAGCUGGAAGAGACAUUACUUCGCCAUGCUGAAAUUGCCCGCCCUCGGAAUUGGAUCAUUGAGGUCUACAUCCCGCUGAAGAUGGUACCCAUGCUCGAGACCGUUGUCCCUCGUCUUGGUGUCCCCAUUUGCAUCGACCAUUUCGGAAGCCCCGAGCUAUCUUGUCUAUCUUUGACCAAAAGCAACAUCCCUUUCGAUCCAUACAACCUCCCUGGCUUCACUUCGUUGAUUUCGCUACUCCGAGCCGGAAACACCUACAUCAAAAUAUCCGCGCCUUAUCGACUCACAAAAGACCGACAAAUGCGUGAUCUGAAGGCGAUGGCACGCGAGUUCCUGGCCACAGCACCGGACCGGGUCAUAUACGCCACGGACUGGCCUCACACUCGCUUCACUGGUGUCGACAUUAGCCCGUUCACCGAAUGGUGCUUAGACCUUUGCAUUCACGAUCCCGAGUUGGCGGAGAAAUUGUUUAGGCGGAAUACUGAGCGGAUGCUGGAUGUCAACUCGAAUUAA
This is a messenger RNA of Penicillium daleae, 1017 nucleotides long. RefSeq names its product Amidohydrolase 2. Lineage: Eukaryota; Fungi; Ascomycota; Eurotiomycetes; Eurotiales; Aspergillaceae. Gene Ontology annotation, molecular function: hydrolase activity. The transcript has a single exon. The record is from RefSeq and is a predicted model, not a curated record. Bases 1 to 1017 code for a protein of 338 amino acids.